GCUUGGCUAGGGUUUCUAAAAGCCCUUUAACCCCUCUUGUUUCUUUCAUAAAAAGGCGAUUUUUAAGUCGUGAGAGCAUUAGAAACUCAUCGGAAUCCAUGGGCGGCUUUAGGUUUCAUCAGUACCAAGUGGUGGGCCGAGCUCUCCCAACCCCGUCCGAUGAGCACCCGAAGAUUUUCCGGAUGAAGCUUUGGGCGACAAAUGAAGUCAGAGCUAAAUCCAAGUUUUGGUACUUUUUGAGGAAGCUGAAAAAAGUCAAGAAGAGCAAUGGGCAGGUUCUCGCUAUCAAUGAGAUUUUUGAGAAAAACCCAACAAAGAUUCACAACUAUGGCAUCUGGCUUCGCUACCAGAGCAGAACCGGGUACCACAACAUGUAUAAGGAGUACAGGGACACUACCCUGAAUGGUGCAGUGGAGCAGAUGUACACCGAGAUGGCAUCUCGUCACCGAGUAAGGUUCCCUUGCAUCCAGAUUAUCAGAACUGCCACCAUCCCGGCUAAGCUUUGCAAGAGGGAGAGCACCAAGCAAUUCCAUGAUUCCAAAAUCAAGUUCCCUCUUGUAUACAAGAAAGUGAGGCCACCAACCAGGAAGUUGAAGACCACAUUCAAGGCUACUAGACCUAACCUCUUCAUGUAGGGCUAUAUAUGGUUUACUAGCAUUUGGGGAUGCUCUUUUUUGCUACCAUCUUAUGGAUUAUGUUUAAAAAUUUUGUAUCAGUUAAUUUUGGAUUCGAAUGCGACUUUUCUGUGUUGAAGGGAUUUUGUGAUGAGAAUUUUGGGAUUAGUUUAGCUGGAUCAUUGGAUCAUGUUUUAAAUUUUAA
This is a messenger RNA of Asparagus officinalis (garden asparagus), 819 nucleotides long. Its product is annotated as 60S ribosomal protein L18a-like. The record is from RefSeq and is a predicted model, not a curated record. The coding region runs from base 99 to 635 and encodes 178 amino acids. NCBI's taxonomy places the organism in Eukaryota, Viridiplantae, Streptophyta, Magnoliopsida, Asparagales, Asparagaceae. Gene Ontology annotation, cellular component: cytosolic large ribosomal subunit; ribosome. The transcript has 4 exons. Gene Ontology annotation, biological process: translation. Gene Ontology annotation, molecular function: structural constituent of ribosome.